AUGACUUCGACUGGCUUGCCAAAGGGAACCGCGCCUAUCAAGCGAGAAUAUUUGGUGGACGCUGUACCCCUUGUUUCUGUGGAUGUCACGGUGGUAGCAAGCAACGGCGCUGUUCCAUUGGCCGGCUCGACGCGUAAACGAUCCGAAAUGGAAACAGAAGACGAAAUUGUCUCAUCAGUCGCUCCGAAAGAGCCUGCCGAGGGCAAAGAUGGCGACGGGGCUACGGAGGACGCCGACGGCGAGCCACCAACGAAAAAGGUCAAGCUAUCGGGUGCUCAGCGACGAAAACUUGCCAAAGAGGAGAAGAGGAACAAGACUGGUCAGAAUAAAGGGCGUCGAUUCCAGCGCGUUCAUGACGAGCAAGAGAUUUGCUGGAAGAUUGCCUGUGGACUCGAAUGUCCAUUUGGUGAAAAGUGUAGGGCUUCACAUGAUCUCGCGGCGUAUCUCUUGGGAAAGCCUUCAGACAUCUUCUUUCCUACGUCCUUAUCUCUCUCUUCGUCUCCGCCUUUUGUGCAUGUGGGUGAUGUAGACACAGAGGGAACAGAGGCAUACAAGGCGGCGCAUCCGUUUAUCGACCUCUGUCCGGGCGCAUCAACAGCCACGCGGUGCACUUAUUUCGAAGAGUAUGGAGAAUGCAAAGCGAACUUCAAGUGUCGCUUCCUUGGUGCGCACCUCCAGUAUGCACCUGUCAACGGAGAGGGAGGGCAUAGAACAUUGAGUGUCCGCGCAAACCCGGAGCGUAUUGAGUGGGCCAAGGCCCAUGCUCAAGAGCUGAAUAUGAUCCAGCCGGACACAGCGAAGAGCCUGCGCAAGAGAGAGUAUAAGAUGGAGAAGACGGACGAAUUUAGGCGGAUCUUAAAGGAGGGAGAAGGAAAAUCGAUGAGCUUCCGUGGACUACUCACGAAACGGGCUGAUAAAGAGGAUGAAGGAGACAUGGCAGAAGAUCGAGACGACGAGACAAAGGGCGGGAGUGAUGUAUAUAUUAUUGAGAGGCCAGAGAAGAAGCGGCUGCACUGGAAGGAUCUGACUUAUCUUGCUCCUCUGACGACUGUUGGUAAUUUGCCGUUUCGACGCCUAUGCACAACACUCGGAGUUGAUAUCACCUGUGGGGAGAUGGGACUAUCGCAUUCAUUCCUUCAAGGCUCAAAAGAAGAAUGGUCACUGGUUAGGAGACAUCCUUCGGAGAGGAUAUUCGGUGUUCAGAUCGCGGGCAACAAGCCCGAACAGACCACUGCGUGUGCCGACGUAAUUGGAAACGAGUGUAGCUCGAUCGACUUUGUGGACUUGAACGCUGGUUGUCCUAUCGACCUCGUAUACCAAGCAGGUAGUGGAAGUGCUCUCCUAAAUACGGCUGGGAAGAUGGGCAAGUGCUUGAUUGGGAUGAAUUAUGCGCUUGGCGAUGUCCCUGUCACUCUCAAAAUGCGGACAGGAGUGAAAGACGGCUUUCCGACGGCGCACAAACUGAUGCCCAGGCUGCAUGAUUGGGCGGUUGGAUCUGUGACGCUACAUGGGAGAUCGAGGCAACAGAGAUACACGCGCCUAGCAGACUGGGAAUACAUCAAGUCAUGUGUGCAGGCCCUUCGUGCGCAUGAAGCGACGCUAGCGGAUGCGGUAGAGGGCAUCGACGCCGAUGUCGCGAUGCGAAGUAGUGGUGGCACCGAGAUCAAGGAGCGCAGGGACUGGGAUAUAAGUUCUCGCGAGAGGCUAGACCUGAUCCGCAAGUACGCUGAAUUCGGUCUAUGUCACUUUGGGUCAGACACGGCUGGAGUCAAUACAACUCGGCGAUAUUUAUGCGAGGCUCUCUCUUUCUUGCAUCGUUAUAUCCCCAUUGGAUUACUCGAGGUCAUGCCACCCCGACUCAACGACCGAGCCCCAGCGUUUCGAGGACGGGAUGAACUAGAGACUCUGCUUUCGAGUGCGGACUGCAAGACGUGGGUGAAGAUUUCGGAAAUGUUCCUUGGACCCGCACCGGCAGCGUGGACGUUUGUUCCAAAGCACAAAAAUCCUCGACACAGAGGCCCAGGCGAAUCUUCCAAGUUGCCUGUCCCAGAGCUCGAGGAGACGUGUCGGCGAUACCUCGCAGCGCUCCAGGAGCUCCAGGAUGAAGACGAGCAUGAAGCGACCAAGAAGGCGGUCGAUGACUUUCUUCAUGGCGAUGGACCAAGGAUUCAGGCCAAGCUCAAGGAAUGGGCCGCCUCCCAGGACAGCUAUAUUGAAGAGUUUUGGUACGAGUCGUAUCUCUCGCAUUCGGAUCCUGUAGUCUUGGCGUUGAACCCGUUUUUUGUCCUCGAAGAUGACCCAACACCGUCCCGUGGCACACAACUCCCUCGUGCAGCGUCACUCAUUGUUUCAUCACUCGGCUUUGUUCAUGAUCUCCGCGAGGGGCUGCUCAGCCCGGAUACCGUUCGUGGAAAGGCGCUUGAUAUGGACCAAUACACGCGUCUCUUUGGAACGGCGCGUGUACCAACGAACCGAGGAUGCCGCAUGGACGUCGACGAAGGCUCGCGGCAUAUUGUCGUCAUUCGCCGUGGUCAAUUCUACCACUUUGACGUGCUUGAUUCGGCCAAUCGACCAGUGCUCACAGAACGAGAGAUCCUACGCAAUCUCGAGGCAAUCUGCUCAGAUGCCGAGACUGUACCGCUGAACGAGGUGGCCAGUUCGAGCAUGGGCGUACUUACGACGGAGAACCGCAAAGUAUGGAACCGACUACGCAACGUCCUGAUCUCAGACGAGGCCAAUCGAGAAUGUCUCCAGGUUGUGGAUGACGCACUGUUUGUUGUAUGCUUGGACGAUGUUGCACCGGACAAUGUGGCAGAGCUAUGCAGCAAUUUCCUCUGCGGGACAUAUCAGCUCAACGGGGGUGUCCAGGUCGGCACUUGUACCAACCGGUGGUACGACAAGCUCCAAAUUAUUGUCUGUGCAAACGGGACAGCUGGUAUCAACUUUGAACAUACGGGUGUCGACGGUCAUACCGUUCUACGCUUUGCAGCAGACGUAUUCACCGAGGGGUUAAUGCUCAUGGCACGCUCGAUCAAUCCCGCAGCACCGACACUCUUUCACGCCAAACUGAGUCCGCACGCUAAGAGUUACAAGCCAUCCAAGGGCGCAAAGAAGGAGGAUAUCAUUCAUGGCCCGAAAGAGCAUAUCGACACGACGCCCAAGAAGCUCGAGUGGCAUCUGGUUCCGGAGCUUCGUGCGGGUAUCCGAUUUGCGGAACGCAGAAUCUCGGACCUGAUUUGCCAAAAUGACUGCCAGGAGUUGGAAUUCAAAGGCUAUGGCAAAGAUUUCAUUACCCGCCAUGGGUUCAGCCCAGAUGCAUUCGUCCAGAUGGCGUUCCAGGCUGCAUACUAUGGGCUGUAUGGGCGAACUGAAUGCACGUAUGAACCAGCCAUGACCAAGGCCUUUUUACACGGACGCACCGAGGCCAUUCGGACAGUUCAACCUACAAGCGUCACAUUUACAAAGACGUUCUUCUCCGAGUCGAGUAUUGAGCAAAAGAUCGACACGCUCCGCAAGGCCUGUGCUGCCCACGUGAAGCUAACACGCGAGUGUAGCGCUGGAUAUGGACAGGACAGGCAUCUUUACGCCCUAUACUGCCUCUUGCAGCGCGAAAUCAAUGAGUCGUCUCGGAGCCCAUCACCGAGCACCCAAAGUCCGAAGAUCAACGGCAAGACAAAGAUUACUGCAGGCGGAGAGGGGUAUACAAAUGGAGAUACCACAGCCAAUGCAAACAACGAGGUCAAUGUCGAACCAACCGCGUCUGGACACGCGACGGCAUUGCCUGCCAUCUUUACGGACCAUGGAUGGAGUAUCCUUAACACGUCGAUUAUCUCGACGUCGAAUUGUGGCAAUCCCGCUCUGAGGUUGUUUGGAUUCGGGCCGGUCGCGGCUGACGGGUAUGGUAUUGGAUAUAUUAUCAAAGAUGAUGGUAUUUCAAUCUGUGCGUCGUCCAAGCACCUUCAGACACGCCGAUUCUUGGACACCAUGAAGCAGUAUUUGCUUGAUGUGCAAAGGAUGAUUAUUCAGCUUCAUCGACAGGCAAAUGAGCGACCUAAGCCACUCGAGCCACAGAAGCAGCACGGACGUACGCAGAGCAGACCCACCAACUCUAUUCCCAACGGGCUGAAACCUGUGGAUGGUAUGGAGAAGAAGAUUGUGAUGAAGCGUGCAGGUAGCCACGUCCGUCUUGCCAAUUUGGAGACCAACGAGGAAGAGGAUGUAGACAUUGACCUAUUGACCGCCGGGUACUCAUUCUUCGAUUCAGGAGACGUCGAAGUGUUCCAGCCGCAGCGGCGCCGUCCAACUGUAGGGCGUGUUCUUCGAUUGGCAGAGUAUUAA
Messenger RNA from Serendipita indica DSM 11827, 4338 nucleotides. Lineage: Eukaryota; Fungi; Basidiomycota; Agaricomycetes; Sebacinales; Serendipitaceae. The record is from the annotation of a GenBank genome assembly.